AUGUCGUUACCGUUCUCACUCUCGGUUAGUGACUUCUUCACUGUUGGACAGCUCAUUGGGAAAGUGGCAGUCGAGCUUCGCGGGAAUGGAGAAGCAGCACCUGAAUACCAAUCCCUCUUAAUCGAACUUGAGGCACUCGAACGAGCUCUGCGCCACCUCCAGACUCUGAAGCCUGCAAAACAUGAGCUCCUCCAACUUACGUCCAUUCGAGCCACCGCCCUCGCGUGCGAAAGGCCGCUCCGAAACUUCCUAGACAAGGUCUCCAAGUUUGAGAGACGUCUUGGAUCAUUCGACAUCGCGAAUAAUACAUUGAAGGGUCUCCCCCGCAAGAUGCAAUUUAACAUCAUGCUGAAAGAGGACAUAAAAGAGCUGCGAUCGGCUUUAGCAAGCCAUGUUGCGACAAUCAACCUUCUUUUGAUGACCCAAGCUGUUACUUCAAUAUCAGUUGCCGAAAACGAUAGGAGCCAUCUCGCAUUGAGCCUGGAGAGCAAGAUAUUGGCUCACAGUCGAGUCCUACAGGCUAUCAAUGGUCGUGUUGAUACUUCUCUAGUACAGCAGCGAGAGAUCAAAAUGGAAUUAGAAACUCAAUCUUCCGCUGUUGCUGAAUUGGGGGGCAAAGUAGACGAAGCUCGUCAAUCCAUACAGAAAAUCGAGACCAUGGCGAACCAUACUCGAGUUGAGACAAAAAGCACUCUAGAAAUGGUAACCGAGACGUUGUCUCUUUUAACAUCAGGGGUGAUGCACCUACACCAAAUCACCAAGCAGCUGCGCAAAAUGAUUCGAAUUUGUGCCACAUUUACAGAAGAGAUGCGAACAGCUCUAUCCAAGUUGAUGGAUCUCUUCAUUAGUCUUCAGAAAACGCUUCAGCGAAUCGAUCAUAACAUACCAAUGCGCGUGUAUCUCCCAACUGUACAAUUUACCACAGCAUUGGGUGAAACGAUGUCAUUGCCCUACCAGCUCUGCCAGCAGUGGACGAGCUUCAAAGAAUUGCUGAGAGUAAUCUUCUUGGAUAAGCCUGGAAAAUUUCGCGUUGAUAUGGGGAAGUACCUGAUUAUGAAUGCCCGUGGGGGCAGGAUACUGGCAGAGGCCUCAUGGCAGCAUGCAGUAAGGCAAGACGAUCAUUUGUCCAUGUCUAUUGUUCUUGAUGAGCUAUCGGCAAGGUCUGGGCGUUGUCCAUUUCCGUCUUGCCAUGCUUCUACAGAGAGUGUGGAGGCCGAAAAUGGUGGUCGCACAUGUCCUAAAUGCGGUCGGUGGUCUCUACUCACUCUAACUAAUGCAUCGAGUAGCCAUAUCAGGCUGGGGCGCACAACACUGACCGGUAAAGAAUAUAAUUACAGCAUCUCAAACUCAAAGUUUUCCUCUGAUACCAGCAACGGCUUGAAGGAGGAGACGCAACUCAUUGAGGACAAGGAAGACAUUGAGCUCUACAGGCAGAUCCAGGUUCAGGUUCAGCAGAGCUCGACCUUUCAACCUUCUUUGAAGAAAAGAGGGCAUAGCAGCCUGUUAAAAUGGAUCAAGAGGAGAAUGAAGAGGGGAGCGAAGGCAAACAAAGAGGUCACAGUGUUAUGGUAG
Molecule: messenger RNA, 1572 nt
Organism: Trichoderma aggressivum f. europaeum
Lineage: Eukaryota; Fungi; Ascomycota; Sordariomycetes; Hypocreales; Hypocreaceae
Exons: 2
Coding region: 1-1572 (523 amino acids)
Source: RefSeq, a predicted model, not a curated record